Cornus florida is the source of this 3330-nucleotide messenger RNA. RefSeq names its product disease resistance protein At4g27190-like. The transcript is spliced from 4 exons. The record is from RefSeq and is a predicted model, not a curated record. Bases 616 to 2913 code for a protein of 765 amino acids. Gene Ontology annotation, molecular function: protein binding; ADP binding. NCBI's taxonomy places the organism in Eukaryota, Viridiplantae, Streptophyta, Magnoliopsida, Cornales, Cornaceae.
UGUGAACUCAAUACAGUAAAAGAUAUUGACUUUGACUUGUUGGUCAUCAUCCAAAAUAUGUACCGACUUUUUUUCUGUUUGCUGGCAACUCAAGUUUUGCAAAAGGAUAGGGAAAAUUCAGGCGCAGUGCAGGAUUUGAAGUUUGAAGUCUAGAGUACCGGUCAACUUAGGUUUUGCUACCGCUAAGACGAUGUUCUUGCUGAGGAAUGUCGGCAGUUGCGAUGAUGAGAUGCAAACUCUCACAAGCAAAAUUGAAAUUUUGAGCUGCCAAGAAGCUGAUGUAAUUGCAAAGCUGCAAGAUGAGGAGCUUCGAACGAGAAAAAAACGAAAAAGAGUGGUUGAGAAUUGGUCGGAAAAUGUGCAAAAGAAGAAAGAUGAAUUUCAAAGUUUGGAACAAGAUGUACAACGAACCAAUUCUAUUUUUCUAAAUCUACCUUUGAAAAAACGUGCUAAGAAAAUGAUAAAUGAAGUGACAGAACUUGUUGAGCAAGGUAAAUUCCCUGAGGGACUGGUACUCAAUGUGCACGACACCAAAGGCGCCAUUAUUGACAGAUAAUUUAAUGGGCGUUGGAUUUCAACAAAUUUUGGAAUACGUUAUGAAUUGCUUAACGAAAGAUGAUAUCAAGCGCAUUGGAAUUUAUGGAAUGGGGGGAUCGGGGAAGACAACCUUGGCAACCCAUAAUCAUAAUUUACUUCUACAAAAUUCUGAAAAUUCUGGUGUCCGUGUUCAUUGGCUCACCGUAUCGCAAGAUUGGAGCAUUGAUAAAUUGCAGAAUGACAUUGCCAGAAUAUUGGGGUUGGGUGACAUCUCAAGGGAGAAUGAGAGGAAGACCUCUUUCUGACUCUGAAGCGUGGGAAUUAUUUGUGGCGAAACUUGUGCCAGAGGGGAUUGAAGUUCCAUGGCAAAAAAAUCCACAAAUAAAAGAAAUUGCAAUGUCCAUGGCAGAAAAAUGUGGUGGUCUGCCACUUGGGAUAAUAACAAUGGGUGGAAGCAUAAGGGGGGUGGAUGAUACCCGGGAAUGGAGGAAUGCAUUGGAAGAACUAGAAGUAUCCAUGAUGAGGCAGAAAGACAUGGGAGCUGAGGUGUUCCCUAUAUUGAGAUUUAGCUAUAGUCGCUUAAGGGAUGAAUUGCAGUGUUGUUUCUUGUAUUGCGUGCUCUACCAUGAAGAUUGUAAAAUUGAAAGAGAGGGAUUGAUAGAAAAAUUCAUUGCAAGUGGACUAAUAGGUGAAAGAAAUACGAGGCGAGCACAGUUUUAUAAGGGACACACUAUGUUGAAUGAACUUGAGAAUGCCUGUGUACUGGAAAGUUGUAAGGAUUACAUAGGUAGGGAAUGCGUAAAGAUGCAUGAUUUGAUGAGAGAGACGGCACUGGAGAUUGGAAGACGUCGAUUCAUGGUAAAAGCUGGUGUGUCUUUGAAGGAAAUGCCAGAUGAGAAGGAAUGGAAGGAAGAUCUGGAGAGUAUUUCCUUAUCGUAUAAUUGCAUAAAAGAAAUUCCAACAGGCAUGUCACCAAGGUGUCCUAAAUUAUCAACCUUGUUAUUGAAUAAUAACCAUGGUUUAAAAUGGAUUCCAUAUAGUUUUUUCGCACAAAUAAGUGCCCUUCGUGUUCUGGAUUUAUCCUGUACUGGAAUUGUGGAUUUGCCGAGUAAUGUUUCGGGUCUGGAGAAUCUCACUGCAUUGUUUCUUAUGGGGUGCAAAAACCUCAGAUAUGUGCCUCCUUUGGGGAAACUUGGGGCAUUACAGUUGUUGGACCUCACUGGUACUUGUAUUGAAGAAGUACCGCAAGGAAUGGACAUGUUGGUGAACCUCAAAUGCCUAUUCAUGAAGCUCGUCGAUUCAAGUCUGGAGGUGUUACCACGUGGGAUGUUAGCCGAACUCUCCAGUCUCCAAGUUCUUCGAACUGGUCUUCAAAUUAAGGUACGAGGAGUGGAAUUGGAGAGGUUGGGGCAGUUGGAAGAAUUUGAAGGGCGGCUGUGCAGUAUGUCUGAUUUUAAUGGAUUUGUUAAAUCCAAGACGUGUAGGCAGUUGAACAUCUGCCGUCUUCACGAAGGCAAUUUUGAAGGUUAUGAAGAUCAACCAUGUAAAUAUGGUAUAGUAGUGAAGUUUAGAAAUUGCAGUCUGAAGAAUGAAGGAGAAGGUGGGCUUUUGAAGCUGCCACACAACAUUCAAUACCUGGAAAUUGAUGAAUGCCACUGUAUCAGUAGCUCAUGUGAUGUUCCUCCCUCAUUGAUCAAUAAUGCAAAAGACUUGAAAGAAUGUGGAAUCUAUGGCAGUGAUGGGAUAGAGUGCAUACUGUCACAGGUUGAAGAGGAGUUUCCAAGUUGCGGUCCACUUCUACAAAGCCUUGAGAUAUUGAGACUUUAUCACUUGCCGAAAUUAAGUGGGCUGAUUAAGUACAGUAGUAGGGGGGGAGUAACUGCAACUCCCCCACCUGGCACCCUUUCCAAUCUUAAAGUGCUGAGAAUUGAAAGUUGUGACAAAAUGAAGAAGCUGUUUACGCCUAGGUUACUGCAGCACCUCUUAAACCUUGAAACUAUUGAUGUCUCUUGGUGUUAUGGAAUGGAGGAGAUUAUAGGAGAUGAUGGUUUUGCAAGCAAAAAACAUCUUUCUUCAUCUUCUACCACUUUCUCCCUUCCAAAUUUACGGGAAUUGUCCCUGUUUGAUAUCCCAGAAUUGGAGAGCAUCUGCAGGGGGUUGAUGGUUUGUGAUCCCCUUGAAGUUAUUGGAAUAGCUGGGUGUAGAAAGCUGAAGAGGCUCCCUUUCUCUCUGCCCCUUGUUAAUGGCCAACCUUCUCCUCCCAUCUCUCUUAAAAAAAUCAAAAUAAGACGACAACAAGAAAGAUGGUGGGAAUCACUGGAGUGGGACCACCCCAAUGCUAAGGAUGUUCUUCGACCAUUCAUUAGUGAGUGGUAGCGGCUCCAUGCGCGGUUCAGGGAGUACUAGAUAACCAAAGCAUUACCAAGUCAGAAUCACAUCUCAGGCGUUGGCCGUCCGCAGUAGGAAAAACACACACACGAUGUGAACAAAGUCUCUUGGCAGAGCACAGAAAGGAUUGAUAGCAAUGUAGCUUUAGUGUCAAAAAUUUCUACUACUAUCUGACAGACCGAAGCUGUAACUAUUGACUUCCUAUAUCUCUAUCCGUCAAUAAUUUGAUUAUUGUCUCUACUUCGGUUGGAGAAACUGGAGUUGAACUCAACUUUUAUUGUUGUAACGUUACUACAAAUUAAGAAUAUACUAUUUUGGAAUAAUUGGUGUAAGAAUGAAAAAGGGUGAUUAGCCAGUGUGGUCUCGUUAAUCCAGGGUGAUGGAAGGGGAAAACUAGAUAUGCAC